This is a messenger RNA of Physcomitrium patens, 792 nucleotides long. RefSeq lists its product as uncharacterized. The record is from RefSeq and is a predicted model, not a curated record. NCBI's taxonomy places the organism in Eukaryota, Viridiplantae, Streptophyta, Bryopsida, Funariales, Funariaceae.
UCAGGCAGUACUCUCUGCCCCAUUGCAGUUCUUGUUUUUCUAGUACCUUCUAACGUAUCUCUCUCAACAACUUUCUGGUAUCUUUUAACGUGUCAUCUCUCAACAUUACUGUGGUGAUGGCGACGAUGACUGGGGUGCUUGGUUUCCUUGUGGUCUUGGUGAUGGGGGUGAGCUCUGGCGCCCAAGCAGCGCCUUGCUCACCCCAGUUCCCUUUGAGCUGCGCACCCCAUGUACUUGAACCUCGAAAUGUAAGACCUUUGAAAAUCUGCUGCAUUGAGGUCCAGAACAACUUCAAGCUUGUCAACUCCAAUGCAAGCUUGAAGGAGUACUGCGCGGCCAUCCAAGGAGUGAAGCUUUGCAACGGACCCUUAGCUGGAAAUGAGCUAAACAAGGCUCUUGACAUCCCCAACAAAUGUGGAGUAGGCUACAAGAAGGGCCAAACGUGUGCUGGCAAACGUUUUAAUGGAGGCAGUUAGACCCAUCCCAUGAGAGCCGAACCUGCAACGCAUGUUGCUCACUUUGCAUGUACGACCAACCAGCAGAGUGCAGAAGCGGGCGGUAAAGAAUCUCUGCUGCUGUAUAGCUUGCAAUGCUAGACAUCCAUAAGUUUGAGAGCGACUUAGCUGAAGAGCACAAGGUCUAGGACAUGAAAUGGCGAUGUGAAGUUUUGUGGAUUUUAUAUCGUUGAAGUUUGCGAGGUUCUGUUGAAUUUAUCGCGCCAUCCUGUGCUUUGCAUCAUCAAUGUUAGUUGUAUGUUGAUAAACCUGCAACCGCGUCUUGCGGUUCCAUGAU